CUCUUCGGAAGCGUGGUAAUUACUGUUGUGUUGUUAACUGCCAUAACAGCAAUGUAAACACGAAAGGGUUGAUGCCGCCAGUGAAAUUCUACCGAUUCCCAACUAAAUGGUACGAAAAAAGCAGACGACAGGCAUGGAUUACCGCAGUGCGCCGAACAAAUGCUGAUGGAAGUCCAUGGUCGCCAACAGAGACAACACGCAUUUGUAGCAGACAUUUUGUGGGAAACUGCAAGAAUGACAGUAACCAACACCCGUCGUAUGUGCCGACCAUUUUUCCGGCGGCGUACAAGAAACGGACACCUGAUCCAGAAGUUGCGCAGAGGUGGAAACGGCGUUUUGCAAGGGCAGCCAGAACAAAUUCUGUGGAGCAGGCUGUGCCGCGGAUUACUCCUCAAGUUGAUCCAGCAAUGCAAGAUCAAGAUACCACUGCUUGCCUGGGCUUCAAUGACACACUUCUAAGUGAUUCGGAAUCAUCAGAGAUGCCUCUUGCACCCAUCAGUGAUGAUGACUGUCAGCGUUCGGCAGGACCCUGUGAAACACUAGGACAGGCUCAUCCAGUUACACAGGCUGAUGCUGCAUGCCAAACAGAGCCAGAAUGCCGAGGAAACCUGAUCAUCCUCCUGUCAACAACAAGCGGGUCUGAGGCAUCAACUCAAGUUUCUCACACUGAACAGUGUGACAAGGUCACUGGGACUGAUGGAAGCUGGAAGAGGAAGUGUGAAUUCUUUGAAUUUGAGACACUUAAGCAAAAGGAGACUGAUUUGUGAGAUAUAUGCGGAGUCACCAUACAGGUGUUUAGUCUUUUGCUAAAUGUUCUGCCACAGGGCCCAGCUACCGAAGCACAGACAUGACCCGUGAGGACAAGCUUCGUCUUUUCUUGGCCAAGCUUAAGCUUGGGAUAAGCUUCAGUGCUUUAGCUGUGAUUUUCGAAGUGGCUGCAUCAACUGCAUCAAGUUCAUUUAUAAAAACACUCGACAUACUUAGCGCAGCCUUGAAGGAGUGGGUAUUUUUGCCACCAAGGACUAUCAUCAAGCAGUGCAUGCCACAGCUAUUCAAGGAUAAUUAUCCAGAUUGUACAUUUGUUAUCGACUGCACAGAAGUUCGAACUGAAAUGCCAUCAAAGCCCGACUGCCAGCACAUACUCUACUCAAAUUACAAGGGAUGCUAUACAUUGA
This is a messenger RNA of Dermacentor silvarum, 1175 nucleotides long. Its product is annotated as peroxynitrite isomerase THAP4-like. Lineage: Eukaryota; Metazoa; Arthropoda; Arachnida; Ixodida; Ixodidae. The coding region runs from base 72 to 767 and encodes 231 amino acids. The transcript has 5 exons. The record is from RefSeq and is a predicted model, not a curated record.